AUGUCUUAUGCAUCUUCAUCUACCGCUGGAGAUGGGGAUGUGGAAAAGCAAGAUCAACAAGACAGACGAGUUCGCUCCCCGGGCGGAACUCCUCACCGGAGCCAUUUCGAGGGAAGAGUGAACGGAGACAGCAACGGAUAUUCGAACGGUCACCCUGAAAAAGAAGGCGAGUUGAAGGAAUGGCAGUGUUACGAUAAGCUGGGAUAUUCGUUUCCUUGGUAUAAGAAAUGGAGUAUCAUCUCAGUCAUCUUCGCCGUGCAGUUAUCCAUGAAUUGGAAUGCAAGUUUCUACGCCAGCAGUAUCAGCCUCUACGCAAAGCAUUUUAAUGUGUCGGAACAAGCUGCACGUGUCGGUCAAAUGGACUUCCUCAUCGCUUAUGCCUUUGGAUGCGAGUUCUGGGCUCCUUUCAGUGAAGAAUUCGGUCGAUGGCCCAUCAUGCAAAUGAGUUUGUUCUUGGUGAAUAUUUGGCAAAUCCCAUGUGCCCUGGCACCAAAUUUUGGUACCAUUGUUGUCUGUCGCCUGCUGGGUGGCCUUUCCUCGGCGGGUGGGUCAGUGACGCUAGGUAUGGUCGCCGAUAUGUGGGAAGCUGAGGAUCAGCAAUGGGCCGUCGCCUACGUGGUGUUGUCAUCAGUGACAGGGUCAGUGAUUGCGCCCAUCGUGGGUGGCUUUGUUGCGACGUACCUUGAUUGGCACUGGAACUUUUGGCUUCAGCUCAUUCUGGGGGGAUUCGUGCAAAUCCUGCAUUUAUUCGUUCCGGAAACGAGGUGCAGCAUUCUCAUUACCAGAGAAGCGAAGAGGAGACGCGCCGAAGGUGAUAUGGUCUACAGCGGUGACGAGCUAAAGAAGAGCCGCCUGUCUAUUCGGUAUAUUCUGAUGAUUUGGGCUAGACCUUUUAUCAUGUUCAUCCGUGAACCAAUUGUCUUAUGUCUGUCACUGUUCAGCGGUUUCAGUGAUGCUUUGAUCUUCAUCUUCUUGCAGUCUUAUUCUCCAGUAUACAAGCAAUGGGGAUUCAGUACAAGCCAGGUAGGCCUGGCUUUUAUUCCGAUUCUUGUCGGAUAUUUCAUCGCUUAUUUCUCGUUCUUGCCUUGGAUUUUCCACCACAAUAAUAUUCGUGCAAAAGACCCCGAUGGUUUACAGCCAGAAGCUCGUCUAUACUGGUUACUAUGGGUCGCCCCGCUUUUAUCAAUCGGACUCUUCGGGUUUGCAUGGACUAGUCUUGGACCACCGCAUGUGCAUUGGAUUGCACCCAUGAUAUUUUCAUGUCUGAUUGCAAUAGCCAAUUUUUCAAUUUACAUGGCUACUGUCGACUACAUGAUAGCAGCAUAUGGCCCAUAUUCUGCUUCAGCAACUGGAGGAAAUGGUUUCGCUCGAGACUUCCUCGCUGGAGUGGCUGCAAUGUACUCUGUACCAAUGUAUUCGAAUAUGGGUCACAAACAUAAACUCGAAUGGCCAAGUACCCUUCUCGGAUUCUUGGCCAUUAUAUUCACGAUUCCCAUCUACGUUUUUUACUGGUAUGGACCGAGUAUUCGUGAAAAGUGUCCCUUUGCGCAGACAUUGGCUUCCGACCGGAAGAAGGCUGGACGCAGAGUUUCCCAGUGCGGCUCUGGUGAUCCGGACCCUGUGCAACGAUAUUUGGCGGGAGACACUGUGGCCGGAUGA
Molecule: messenger RNA, 1659 nt
Organism: Penicillium verhagenii
Lineage: Eukaryota; Fungi; Ascomycota; Eurotiomycetes; Eurotiales; Aspergillaceae
Product: putative MFS multidrug transporter
Exons: 5
Coding region: 1-1659 (552 amino acids)
Biological process (GO): transmembrane transport
Molecular function (GO): transmembrane transporter activity
Source: RefSeq, a predicted model, not a curated record